Messenger RNA from Penicillium antarcticum, 1776 nucleotides. RefSeq names its product PAS-associated C-terminal. Gene Ontology annotation, cellular component: nucleus. The record is from RefSeq and is a predicted model, not a curated record. The transcript is spliced from 5 exons. NCBI's taxonomy places the organism in Eukaryota, Fungi, Ascomycota, Eurotiomycetes, Eurotiales, Aspergillaceae. Bases 1 to 1776 code for a protein of 591 amino acids.
AUGGCGAUGGCGCCCAUAGAUCUUCAUGAUGAGCUUACCAGCCCUGACGCCGAGUCGCUGCGCUCAUUCACAGAGACAUUGCCAGAUGAGUACCACGAAUGGGUCAGUGAGUCUGGAAGAUCCUCACGAAAUGAUCAAUUGCUGGACGAUUUUCCUCAGCCGCCAAAUCGGCUGAAGAAUUUAGACUCGAUUCACGAGGAAGAAGUAUAUCCAACACCCAAACCGUCAAUUAAGAAUAUGCGCCGACAUGCGACAACGAACGACCUUCCUCUACUUCAACAAAUGAACCCUUACGACGGCACCGAGGAAUUCAACCCCGUCAACGAAGACACCGGUUCCUACGAUCUCAUCGCACCAUACGAGGGCGGCGAUGCGCCUCUCCACAAACUCGAGCGACUCGCAGACGUGAUGUUUUCUGCAGAGCAUAUGCUCACAAUUCUGAACAACCCGCGCUAUCUUGCGCGCUUCCGCGAGUUUUUGAUUGAAGAACGUCCACGCUCUAUCUCAACACUUACAUACUACCUCAAUGCAGCCAAGGCGCUCAAAGCAAUUCAAUAUGCCAAUGCGCUUGUCCGUCUAUCGGUCGAUGUGCCUCCACCAGAAGUGCGUACCGACGAAGAAGCAGUCGGUGUCACAGCCAAUCAGGUUUUGGAGCGGCGCGUUCAUGAUGGACUGCUUGCACUUACGGCCGAGGAGCUGCCUGCGUUCGUCACGUCAAGAGGAAUCACAAUCACGAGUAAAAUCGUUGAAGAGCGAGUCCGUGGGACUUUACCAAUGAAGUUCCGUAGUACGUCAAAUGCGUUGGCUGAAGUCUUCUGUCUGACGGAUCCUUCGCGGCCUGACAAUCCUAUUAUUUUCGCAUCUGAGGAGUUCCACAAUACAACACAGUAUGGCAUGGACUAUGUACUAGGUCGUAAUUGUCGCUUUUUACAAGGACCGAAGACGAAUAAGAACAGUGUUCGCCGUCUUCGCGAAGCCAUCCAAGCGGGUCGACACCACUCCGAAAUGUUCCUUAAUUAUCGCCGCGAUGGCUCUCCAUUCAUGAAUCUUCUCCAAUGCGCACCCCUAUGCGACAGCCACGGACGCGUCAAAUAUUUUAUUGGUGCACAGAUCGACGUUUCGGGUCUGGCAAUGGAAGGUGCCUCCAUGGAGUCUCUAAUUGAACUCAAAGCCAAAUACCGCGAUCCAGAUGUCGACGAUGACAGUGUCCCAGAAGUUCCACCAAAAGACGAGAAAGACGAGUUCCAGGAAUUGAGCGAACUGUUAAGUCCCCGGGAAUUGUCCGCUGUGCAAGAGCAUGGUGGUCAUCUGUUCCAGCCUCAGAAAAGUUUACUAUCCCCCAAGCAUCCGAGAUCAUGGUUGCAGCGAGGUGGAUCGCUGGAUAGUGAGAUUGAGGCUAUUCGAUUGCGCGAUAUGAAAUUGCCUUUCUUCCGGAUGUCUCUGGCUGGUGUUUAUGAGAAUUACCUUCUCGUCCGCCCAUACCCUUCUCUCCGAAUUCUAUUCACAUCGCCCUCUCUCCAAAUCCCGGGCAUGCUACAAUCGCCCUUCCUCUCGCGGAUCGGUAGUUCUUCAGCUGUGAAAGAUGACCUGCUUCAGGCAAUGAUGGUUGGUCGUAGUGUGACAGCUAGAAUCAAGUGGGUUACUCGGUCGAACCCAGAGGGUCGGAAUCGUUGGGUUCAUUGUACGCCGCUUUAUGCCAGUAAUGGACAGGUGGGUGUGUGGAUGGUUGUUGUUGUCGAUGAUGAUGACGAGGCCGUUGUCAAUUGGCGAGCUUAG